AUGGAGGCGGAGCAACUCUUCCUCGGCUCCCAGGGCGAAGCUGGCGAUGUUGCAAUGAGUCCGCCAUCGUCAGAUGCUGACGCCAAUACAGCCUCGUCAACCUUGCCAACCUCUUCUACAUCCGACUUGCCGCCUGACUCAGAGCUGGUUGCUUCCCUCCCGGUAUACUUGAGCAAAUCGCUUCUCAGCGGUUCAUCUCUGCACGUCUUCCAAUAUCCCAUCUACCCACGCAAUCGACCACUUCCGGUGCCAUACUCAGCCGCAGCACGAGGACUUAAAGUUUCAAGCCGAUGGCGUCCACGAGCCAAUCGAGUUGAAGUCGAGCUUCCGUUGGAUGUCAGAGAAGAAGUCUACAACACAGAUCGCGGUGUCGAGUUCGGUGCAGGUGCCGACCUGCUUGCACAGAAGCAAGCUCGAGCUGACGCGGCUCAUGACGGUGCCAGCUCAAACGAAGCUUCCGGAUCCAGUAGCAGGUCUCGGGUCAAGAAGGAGAAGGAGGAGGAAGUGCAUGCCAACAGAGGUCCCAAGAAGCUCGAAAAGAUCAAGCUCGAAAGCAGUCAAGUGCCAAACGUCACCGAAUACAUGGUCGGUGUCAUCCGAGACCAGGCUCUUCACCUCACACGACUCGAGUCGAUCGUUCAGCUGCGACCUUCGAUGAACUACCUUGAUGCCAUCGACGAAGCGCGAGAAGCCGAGAAGCGUCGAGAUCGCGCUACGGCUGCAGGCGAAAUCGGCUCCGACGAGGAAGACGAAGACGAGCUGAUCGAGAUGGAGGCUCCCGGGGAAGGCUCUACGCGGUCGAAGAAGAAAGAGGUCAAGAAACCAGCAGCUCAGACGUUAAGUGUUGCGCUCCGAACAGAUCCCAACGCUAAGAAAGGCGGCGGUAUGAGCAUGGGUGGAGGCAUCAGCGAGGCACGCGAUCAAUUGAUGGCAGCGCAGAGAGAAGCAGAUGCCGAGCGCUGGGUUGAUUUAGAAUGGAGAGAUGAGCGCUCGCAGGAAGCCCAACAGAUCUUUGAUGCACAGCUCUUCGCCGAGAACAAGACUCCUCUGGUUUGCAAAACAAAGCCAAGAGAGUACCUUCUUCACGCUCUUCCAUAA
This is a messenger RNA of Ustilago hordei, 1098 nucleotides long. RefSeq lists its product as uncharacterized. The transcript has a single exon. The record is from RefSeq and is a predicted model, not a curated record. Lineage: Eukaryota; Fungi; Basidiomycota; Ustilaginomycetes; Ustilaginales; Ustilaginaceae. Gene Ontology annotation, biological process: DNA-templated transcription. Gene Ontology annotation, cellular component: nucleus; RNA polymerase III complex. Bases 1 to 1098 code for a protein of 365 amino acids.